Messenger RNA from Hippoglossus stenolepis (Pacific halibut), 1642 nucleotides. It is a transcript of the gene qtrt1, whose product is annotated as queuine tRNA-ribosyltransferase 1. Gene Ontology annotation, cellular component: cytosol. The record is from RefSeq and is a predicted model, not a curated record. The coding region runs from base 202 to 1455 and encodes 417 amino acids. The transcript is spliced from 9 exons. Gene Ontology annotation, molecular function: tRNA-guanosine(34) queuine transglycosylase activity. Lineage: Eukaryota; Metazoa; Chordata; Actinopteri; Pleuronectiformes; Pleuronectidae.
AUGGAAGCCGGUGAGUGUAGUCCCGCCUCUUGUCUGCGAAAACAUCCAGCUCAUUGGCUAAUUUUCUUGCCUCUCAUUAAACAAGCCUUCUGAUUGGCUUACUAAAAGGCGUGCGCCGCACUGUGAUCAAAAUUGCUGAUUCCGGAUUGGUCAGCACGGCUGUCAACCGGCGGCGGCCCCGCGUCACGUGCCCGCAGCAAUAUGGCCGCGACCGUGGAGCGUGGAGCUGCAGCGACCGCUUCAGAAAAGCAGAUGUCCGCGAAGAAAGCGCUGUCCGCGGCCUCUCCGCUCACUCUGCGGAUCGUCGCGGAGUGCUCGGUGACUAAAGCCAGAGCCUGCGAGCUCAUACUGCCGCACAGCGCCGUCAGCACCCCGGUGUUCAUGCCUGUCGGGACCCAGGGGACUCUGAAGGGAAUCACCGUGGAUCAGCUGGACGGUCUGGGAUGCCGGAUCUGUCUUGGGAACACGUAUCACCUGGGCAUGAGACCGGGGCCUGAUUUGAUCGAGAAAGCCAAUGGUUUACAUGGGUUCAUGAACUGGGACAGAAAUCUGUUAACUGACAGUGGAGGCUUCCAGAUGGUGUCGCUUGUUGAACUCUCAGAGGUCACAGAGGAAGGAGUCAAGUUCAAGUCCCCCUACGACGGCAAAGAGAUCCUCCUCAGUCCUGAGAAGUCCAUCAGCAUACAGAACAGUCUGGGGUCAGACAUCAUGAUGCAGCUGGACGACGUGGUCAGCAGUACAGUGACGGGACCGCGGGUGGAGGAGGCCAUGCACAGAUCCAUUCGCUGGCUGGACCGAUGCAUAGCAGCUAAUAAGAAUCCAGAUAAACAGAACCUGUUUGCCAUCAUACAGGGAGGGCUGAACGUAGAGCUGCGCAAAGCUUGUCUAGAUGAAAUGACUCAACGUGAUGUUCCUGGUUUUGCCAUCGGAGGUCUGAGCGGAGGAGAGGAGAAGGAUGACUUCUGGCGCAUGGUCACGCUGAGCACUGACCACCUGCCACGAGAAAAGCCUCGAUACCUCAUGGGUGUGGGGUAUGCUGUGGACUUGGUUGUGUGUGUCGCUCUGGGAUGUGAUAUGUUCGACUGCGUUUUCCCCACCCGCACUGCAAGGUUCGGCUCUGCCUUGGUGCCUUGGGGAUCUCUCCAGGUAAAACAUAAGCAGUAUGCUAAGGACUUCCAGCCCAUAGACCCAGACUGCCAGUGUCCCACCUGCAAGAGACAUACUCGAGCUUACCUGCAUGCUCUGUUUAAGAGUGACACUGCAGCCAUGCAUCACAUCACCAUUCAUAACAUUGCCUACCAGCUCAACCUGAUGCGCUCUGUGAGACAGAGCAUCGUGGAGGGCCGCUUCCCCGACUUCAUACGGACGUUCAUGAGGCGACUGUUUCCGUCUCCUGACCAGUACCCUGGCUGGGCUGUGGACGCUCUCGCCUCCGUCAAUGUUACGCUGGAAUAAAACCACCGUACUCUAAAUGGAGAUAAAUGUCAAACAGAGACUGGAAGAUUGUACAUAUUUUAAAUUACAUUUUUUAUGGAUGACUGUUUUCUACUCAUUGUUUAUUCUUUGUGCCAGCUCAGCUGCUUUGUUGGCAGUGAGGAAAAUUGCUUGUGAUCUGACGGAAUAAAAGCCUGAUUGACUUUCA